GGAAGAUGUCGUCAUGGUGGUCUGAUCCAGAAGGAGAACAGAAGGAAAGAGGCUGACGCCAACCGUAAAAAGACAUGAAUUGUUCAAGAGAAUCGUGCUUUAUGGGAUCCUGUUAGUGAUGAUUUUAGGAAUCGUCAAGUUACAUACGAGAUUUGGACCAAAAUUUGUCGAACAUUAUAUCCCGAAUGGGAUGGGCUUGACCAAAAGCUACAGUCCACAAUAUUGCAAGAUGUCAAGAACCGUUGGAGGUCAAACAAAGAUCAUUUUCGAAAAUAUAUGAAUGAUGUUGGCAAAAGUGGGUCUGCUGCGCCUACAAAAAAAAGUUUCCCAUUUUGAGCAACUACAGUUUCUUCUAACCAGCCGCGUUGUUUGCAAUUCUAGUGGCAACAUUACAAAUCCUCGGACGUUGGAACCAGACAACGAAAGCCAACAAUCAUCAGGGUCCACACAAGAUCAAGAAAGAAGUCAAGAAGAUGUUGCUGGACCAUCUGAGCCAAAUGUGGACUUGGCAAGUAGACGAGCAGCAAAUGAUGGAUACAAUACUAAUGCUGGUAGCAGUCGCAGAGGUGGCCGUUCAGGCGGUCGGGGUAGGGGGCGAUCAAUCACAGUAGAAAGUGAGGCAAUAGCAAUGCUUCAAAGGGUAGAUGCGGAGGACCAUUGGGACCAUAUCACAUAUACAAUGGCUGAAAGGCUGGGCAAACUCCCUGAAGGAAGACAAUGGUCAUGUGUUCCUGCCCUUUUUGAAAUUAUGGCUUUAUAUGCCUCCCCUAAUCCUAUUCCAGAUAAUGUUGAGGUAAUUGCGACUAUAGGCAACUUACGUAAAAAAUAUUGCUGUGAUAACAUGGUCAAUACACCUCCGCCAAACAACACUUUGGAUAACUCAGUACAGUCUGACAAUUCAACUCCUAAUCCCAGAUUUACAAACACCACAGAGGAAAUGUGGCAACAACAGUACAAUGCACAAUGUAGCUCAAAUCCUUCUUCAUAUCUAGCCUUACUACAUGAACCAUGUGAUGAAGAAGAAUCACAUAGUAUUGUUAGAAAGGUCACUAGGGAAUUCACAUCACCAUCUGAGCUAACAUCUGGCCAAGAGCAAAGACAUUAUCAGACACUGUAAUGACUUUUCUUAAGUUAUUUGACAAUUUUAGUUUACAUUUUCUAAGCACUUAGGCAAAAUAAUGUUAUGGUUAAGUUGAUCACGGUCUGUGAGUCUACCAUCUAGAUAAUGCUAUUUAGCUGCCUUUCUAAGCCAAGAUUAUUGGCCUUGUUUAAAUUACGUUACGAAAAUAACUUUGUUUAAUUUUUGAAAGUGCCAAACAAACCAGCAAUGUAAGGAUGUGGAUAUUUUUGGCCAUAUGCAGCUGCUUAAAAAAAAAAUGUAGGGUCAUUUACAUGGUCCAUGACAUAACCAUAUCUGUUAUUUGAUAAAUUAGUCGUUACAACACUGUAUGCACAAAUGUGAGAUUGCCAUAAACAUGCAAUGCAAUAAGACUCCCUGCUGGGUAAACUGUCAUGCUUUACUCUUUGUAUGUGAAAACAUCACAUGUGAGCCUUUAUGUUUUCUGGCAAUGUCCUUAUUUUUUGCGCAAAUGUUAUAUAGUAGCUGAAUAGUUUAAAUGUCUGGCUUUAGG
Messenger RNA from Hyla sarda, 1631 nucleotides. RefSeq lists its product as uncharacterized. The record is from RefSeq and is a predicted model, not a curated record. The transcript has 4 exons. NCBI's taxonomy places the organism in Eukaryota, Metazoa, Chordata, Amphibia, Anura, Hylidae. The coding region runs from base 281 to 1117 and encodes 278 amino acids.